This is a messenger RNA of Rhopalosiphum maidis (corn leaf aphid), 5922 nucleotides long. It is a transcript of the gene Kdm2, whose product is annotated as jmjC domain-containing histone demethylation protein 1. Bases 260 to 3676 code for a protein of 1138 amino acids. The transcript has 14 exons. Gene Ontology annotation, molecular function: histone demethylase activity; transcription coregulator activity; protein binding. Gene Ontology annotation, biological process: protein demethylation; regulation of transcription by RNA polymerase II. The record is from RefSeq and is a predicted model, not a curated record. Lineage: Eukaryota; Metazoa; Arthropoda; Insecta; Hemiptera; Aphididae.
ACGACCGCCGUACUCGUCGGUCGACUGUCGUGCAUCGUGUCGCCUCCGCUAUUCCCCGGUUUUGCUAUUAUUACUAUUACUAUUACUAUGGUUGUUGUAGUCGUGUGUGUGAGUGAGCGUAGCGUCGAGCCCGAGCGCGCGCGCCACGAGUGAGAGUGCGAGCGAGACCGACCGAGUGCGUGUGACGUCGGUGCGAGCGUGAGCGACGCUAGUACGCCGCUGCGAGUGCGCGCGCCGCAUAGAACGCGGUCGUACGAAAAUGGCGUCAUCGUCGCGCGACAGCGAGCCCGGGAAAACGAUGUCGUCGCACCACCACAAAUAUUCGUCGAGAAUCAGAACACGCAAAGAAAAGAAAACUUAUUCAGAAGAUUGGGCAUAUGGCGAUGAAGAAGAAAUUGAAGGUGUACGAUCUUUUAGUUUACAAGAAAAGCUUGACUCCACUCGUUAUUUAAAUCACAACUUUGUUAAACAAAUGGAUGGAAAAGAUUUUACAAUUUCGUAUCUUCAAAAAUAUGGUUUCAUAAUACCAUUAUUAUUUAAGGAUAAAACUGGUCUUGGAUUACAUGUCCCUAGCCCUAAUUUUUCUGUAAAUGAUGUUCGCACUUGUGUUGGUUCAAGAAGAAUGUUAGAUGUAAUGGAUGUUAACACACAAAAGAAUUUUGAAAUGACUAUGAAAGAAUGGACUAAGUACUAUGAAGAACCAGUAAAGGAUAAGCUUUUAAAUGUGAUUUCUCUUGAGUUUAGUCAUACUAAGCUAGAAAACUACAUAAAGCGUCCUAAUAUUGUCCGAGAAUUGGAUUGGGUUGAUUGUGUGUGGCCUAAACAUUUGAAAGAGAGUCAAACAGAAUCAACUAAUGUCAUAGAUGAUAUGAUGUAUCCAAAAGUUCAAAAGUAUUGUUUGAUGUCUGUUAAAGGCUGUUAUACUGACUUUCAUAUUGAUUUUGGUGGCACAUCCGUUUGGUAUCAUAUACUUAAAGGAAGCAAGGUAUUUUGGUUAAUACCGCCAACUGAACAAAACAUAAAACUUUAUGAACAAUGGAUACUGUCUGGUAAGCAAGGUGAUAUAUUUUUUGGAGAUACAGUUGAACAAUGUGGACGUGUAUCAUUGAAUGCUGGAGAUACAUUCUUUAUACCUACUGGUUGGAUUCAUGCUGUUUAUACUCCCAAAGACUCUUUGGUAUUUGGAGGAAAUUUUUUACAUUCUUUUGGUAUUGAGAAACAGCUUCGUGUUGCAGAAGUGGAAGAAUCCACUAAGGUUCCUCAAAAGUUUAGGUAUCCGUUUUUUACUGAAAUGUUGUGGUAUGUCUUGGAACGUUAUGUUUAUUGUGAUUUGGGUAAGUCUCAUCUUACGGAAGGUGCUGAAAGUUCACCUGCUCCCGUUGAACAUAUACAUUUCACUAAACAGGAACUUCACGGAAUUAAAGCAAUAGUACGAUAUCUGCAUAUUUUGCCAGCAAAUAAAAAAAAUGUUCCUCCUCUUAUCAAAGAUGCUAUUGAGUUGAUAAGAAAUGUGGCAAUUGUGAUAAAUAAACAUAAGAAUGACAAACCCGAAGAUGCUAUAAGUGGAAAACCGAUUCUUAAAAUUCAAGGAGACAAGGAAAGAGAAAGAAGGUUUUAUAAGACAUCUGGUGAUAUGAAUGCCAAAGUAAAGACUUCAAGAAAAACAGCUUCUGGAUCAGGUCCUAGAAGAAGACGUACAAGAUGUAAAAAAUGUGAAGCUUGUAAACAAGCUGAUUGUGGAGAAUGUUCGUUCUGUAGAGACAUGGUCAAGUUUGGUGGACCUGGUCGUGCUAAACAAACUUGUGUCAUGCGUCAAUGCUUACAGCCAAUGUUACCAAUAACUGCAGCUUGUGGCAUUUGUUCAUUGGACGGCUGGGGUCAACAAAUUAUUAUUCCUAUACAGAAAACUGCUAAAGAUACUCCUAGCCAACUUAUGGAAUGUAGUGUAUGCUUUGAAAUUGUACAUCCAGACUGUUUAUUAAAACAACCUGUAUUUACUAAUAUUGGUACUUAUAAUGAAGAUUUACCUAAUAGCUGGGAGUGCCCCAAGUGUUGCAAGGAAGGGAAAAAUUUAGAAAGCAAGCCCCGCCAUUUUCGUGCUAGACAAAAAUCGUCAGAUAUCCGUAGAACUUCUGUCAGCAGCAAUGACACUAAUCCACAAAAACGUUAUAAAGAUGAUGAAGAAUACAGUGAUACAAAUUCUGAAAGCGAUUUAGACAAUGUUUCGAAUAAAAGACUGAAAACUGAGAAAAAAGAAAACUUAUCUACGGAACGAUCACCACCUUUGCCUUCAACGAGAUGGAUGGAAGAACAUUCUAUGAAAAUGUUAAACCGUUCUGUCAAAGUCGAGGAGGCCCAUAUGUCAACGUACAACAACACCACCACCACUACUGCUACAACCAACAUAACCACCACCUCCAUGCCCGCCGCCACCAUCGUCGUCACUCCGUCAAUCGCGGAGCCGCCACCACCACCGCCGCAGGUGUCGCGCAAGAUCGAUUUACGUAAACAACUGGCCAGCCAACUAUCCGGCGGUUCGGGUAAACAUUGCAACGUACUUAAGAAACAGUCUUACGUGUCGAAACCAGUCAAAGGCGGGGGGAAUAAGUCUCAGUCGGCCGGACAAAAGUCACAAUCGGGUGGACAAAAGUCCCAGUCGGGUGGACUUAAGUCUCAGGUGGGCGGGCAGUCUCAAAGUGGCGGGAGCGUAAACGGUUAUCAGCUGCACAACAAUAACCACAACCACAGCAAUAACAAUCAUCACCACAACAGCAACAGCAGCAAUUACUGCGGGGACGCGGCGUGCAUGCUUCCGGUGUUCGAAUACUUGACGCCCGCCGAGCUGGCGAAGUGCGCGCUGGUGUGCCGCGCCUGGUCCGCAAUGUCGAUGGACCCGUCGCUAUGGCGCAAGCUCGACGUGACCGGCAAGCGGCUGACGGCGUCGUGCUUGGCGGGCGUGGUGAAGCGACAGCCCGAAGUGUUGCUGAUGGACUGGACGGCUAUCGCCAAGCGGCAGCUAGAGUGGAUGAUAGCCAAGCUGACCCGUCUCAAGGUGCUGUCGCUGCAGGGCUGCUCUUGGAGCGGCGUGACCGCGUUGCGCAGCAGCAGCGUAGUGCCGCCGUCGCUUACCGCGCUCGACCUGAGCUACGUGACCGGCAUGACGGACGCGUCGCUCCGGGACGUGCUGUCGCCGCCUUCCGACUCGCGUUCGUCGUCCAACGACAACACCAACCGUGCCCGGUUCCGGAACCUGCGCACCCUCAAGCUAGCCGGCGUGGACAUCGGCGACGUGUCGCUCCGGUACGUGGUGCAGUACGCGCCCAGCCUAGUCGAGCUGGACCUGUCCCAGAACUUCCGGAUCACGGACGCCGGGAUCGCGCAGCUCACCACGCCCGUCGGCAACGCCGUGUCCACGCUCCAGGUGCUCGACCUGUCCGGUUGCGUGGCCGUCACGGACACGUCGCUCGAUCACCUGCUCAAGUGCACUGCUCUGCGCCGGUUGGACAUGAAGCAGACGCCCAAGGUCACCACGGCGGCGAUCAACCGGUUCCUGGUGGCCAACGACCGGUUCUCGGCCACCGAGACCCGGUUGUUGAUCAAGUGCCCCGAAUCGCCGACGCCGUUGCCGCCGACGACGCCGACCGGAAGACGCGAUUCGACGGGCAGCAGUAGUUAAAAGGAGAGCGCCGACCGGCAGUUGCGUGCGUGUCGAUGUGUAACCGUCAUAGUGUAGUGCGGACGUCGCGUGAACUGCGGUGUCAACCUGGUCGACGACGACGACUGACAAACACGCGCUCCGACACGUUCCGAUAUUAGCAUAGUAGUAAAACAAUGUAUAAUUUGUAUAUUUUUAUAGUUUUUUCCAAUAUUAAAACAUGUCAGUUUUUCGUUUUUUCCGAUCUAUUUACGCGAAAAGGGUAAUUUCCUUUGGUUUUUCGUUUUGGUAUUGAUUUAUGGUUUAUUAUUGAUUUGUUUUCGGUAUAGUGCCGGAUAGUAUUAUUUGGGUUGUACAUCACGUUUGGGCGAGGGUUUUGGACUACUACUCGCAGUCGGCACGGUACGGUUUAUAAAGAAUUUUUUUUUUCUACUUUGCGUACGUAUAACAUUUUCUGUAAUACGAUGAUGUUUAUUGACGAAAGACAAUCUCUCAACGGGUUCAUGCUCACCUAAUUUACAAUAUUAUAUUCUGUUUCCGAUUAAUUUUUAGAACUUUGGAAUUGGUAUUUUUUUUUCUACGUUCAUCAAAGACGUAAUCACAAUUUUACUAUAUAUUAUUUAUAAAUUAUAUAAAAUUAAAAAAAAAGACUGAAGUUUUGUUUGUAUUACCGUUAGUUUUAUAAGUAUUAUAUAAUAUUUUGCAAUCAAACGCGUAUUGUGACUGGUGUUUGUUGACCAUCAAGUGGUUUGCAAGUUAAUUUAAAAACUAAGCGAAAUUUAUUAAUCGACAUUUUUAAUCAGCCGUGAUUUUUGUUUUAUUUGUAUUUAAAUUAUAAAUAUUUUUGACUGUAUUAAUUAUUUUUCUUUUUUUUUUUUAUUAUUGUAUUUUGAAUAAAUUAUCCAUGUAUGAAAUUGACUCGACAUUAUUAUUUAUCGUCACGUCGUAAACAGUUUUUUCUUUCUGUCCGUUCUCAAUGAAUCAGUUUAAAUACAUCGUCCAACUCGUCAUAUUUUCUAACAUCUCGUACGAUAAUUUAGUAAAUCGCACAUCAGUAUCAACCUGUAUGUAUAUAUUAUUUUUGUAAUGGUGGUGAUUGUGUAUAUAAUGUAUUAUAUAAUAUUUUAAAAUUAUUUCUCGUAACAUUUGCCAUGAUAGACAAUAACAUCCUGCCCCUGUGCAGUUUACAAUAUUUUCAUGUCCACCGCGCAUUUAGGGGGGAUCUAAGUGUUAUCCGUUCGUAUUGAAAACUACAAGUACACUAUCGUAAUAACUAUUCAUUAUAGCUUUAUAUCAAGCGAGGGAACAUGCCACGGCCUGGUGAAAAUCUGUUUUACGCAUUCUCACGUGACACCUUAUCACCCUGACCGAGUUUCACUAUGGAGUGGAUCAACCUAACUGAAUCGGCACGUCCUCUCGCCGGAUAGAGUAUAAUUUUUAUUCGUUAUGAAGGGGAAUAGGAAGAGAGGAGUGAUCGUGGUGGCGUUACGUUUCCGUUGAAUUUGAUUUUGCCAGAAUGUGAUUAUGGUGACUAUGAAACGCAAACAAUACCCGCCGGAUCUCCAUAUAUCCGUUACUUUGAAAUCUCCGUUCGUGUAAAAUAUUGAUCAGACAAUACUAAUUAUUCGUGUUAUACAACCUAUUUAUCACUAUGUAUUUUUCCGUUUAAAAAUAAAAAUAUCCGAAAUAAAUUGCAUCUCCCGAAUGGGGUAAGUUGGCUAUGCUUAAUUAAAUUCGUGUUUAAUAUAUAUAUAUAUAUAUAUAUACGUUAUCUCGUUAACGGAUUACCGUACAGAAAUAAGUUAUAAUUAUAUAUAAAAAAUGUAAUUAUUAUUAUUUGCCCACAAUGUGUGAUACAAAUAAAGAUAAAUUGCCCAAAUAUUUAUUUUAUAUUAUUAUAUAAAUUAAUAUAUUUUUCUGGUCCAACAGCUAUGUAAUAUAUUGUACGGUAUUUAUUACAUUAUUUUGUGGCACGUACGUGAUCCGUUGUGUUAUAUUUAUCGUAAACAAUAUAUUAAUUGUGUAUUGUGCAUGAAUUUGACUAAUAUUUUGUGGCGGCCCUCAACGUUUUAAUAGUAAAACCGAUUACUGUGGAAUGCGUGGCAGCGGUAUAUAAUAUGAUAAUAACGUCUACAGAUAAUCCUAAUCCAACGGUGUCGUGUACAGUAUUUUGUAUUAUAACAAUGCUCAUGCUCUGUGCUAUCAGUUAUACAAUCGGUUUGUUGCCAAACGCAUUUGGUCAACGCGUAUUUAAAAGAGUUAAUCUA